AUUUCUGGAAGAUAUGGUAAAUGAAAAUUAUCACGUCGAGUUGAUGAUACAGACAUACGUGGCGGAUAUCUAGGGACUAGAGAGGAGAGAAAGAGUUCGUCGUCGUCGUCGUCAAUGGAGAUCUCUGCGCCUGCUUCUCUAACUUCCUCUGGAUUCGUUCCUCGUCUGCUUCCCUUGUUCUAUCCUCAAGCUCGAACCACUUCCUGUGCACUGUUUCUGUCUCCUUCCUCCGUUAAUCUCAUCUCUUCUCACAGACGUAAAGCUCCGUCUCGGUGUCUCGCCGAUCAGUCUACGUUUACCGGGAUCAAUGUUGUUGAUUCGGAUCCCAUCGAUGCUGUUAAGAGGAAAGCAAUGGACAUAGCCCCUGAACUCAAAGGAGCUUCAAUAUUUCUGGUUGGGAUUAACAACCCCAUUAAAAAAAACUUGGGGAAGCUUUUGGCAGAGUCAAUGCGAUAUUACUACUUUGAUAGUGAUAAUUUGAUCGCAGAGGCAGCUGGCGGAAAUGUGUCCGCUCAAGCUUUAAAGGAAGCUGAUGAGAAGGCUUUUCAGGAAUCAGAGACUGAAGUGCUGAAGCAGCUAUCAUCGAUGGGUCGGCUUGUAGUUUGCGCUGGAGAUGGUGCGGUCCAGAGCUUGACAAAUCUUGCACUUUUAAGACACGGGAUCUCCAUAUGGAUCGAUGUUCCUCUGGAUAUAGCGGCUAAAGUGAAUGAUUCACUCAACUCAGAACCUACCCCUGAGUUGUUUGACGCGCUAAAAGCGAGUUACGAAAAAUCAAGAAAGGGUUACGAUACAGCAGAUGCAUCCAUUUCCCUUCAAAGAAUAGCUACAAAGCUGGAAUAUGAAGACUUGGAAACAGUAACUUCGGAAGAAAUUGCUUUGGAAGUCUUGAAAGAAAUUGAGAAGUUGACCAGAGUGAAGAAAAUGAUGGAAGAAGCUUCUCGACCUUUCUAGACAUUAGCUUUGGGUGGAGGAGAAUCAUCUGGUGUCUCACGUGAGAUCACGAUCCACUAGUGGGCUUAUUCUAUUGAUCCAUUACUACUAUUAUGUGGGCCCAACAUCUAUGGCCCAUUAAUGGAUAAGACCGUGAAGGAAAAAAAAAGCUCAUUCUGAAUUCCCAACA
This is a messenger RNA of Eutrema salsugineum, 1120 nucleotides long. RefSeq names its product probable inactive shikimate kinase like 1, chloroplastic. Bases 115 to 951 code for a protein of 278 amino acids. Gene Ontology annotation, cellular component: chloroplast. Lineage: Eukaryota; Viridiplantae; Streptophyta; Magnoliopsida; Brassicales; Brassicaceae. The record is from RefSeq and is a predicted model, not a curated record. The transcript is spliced from 11 exons.